This is a messenger RNA of Vicia villosa (hairy vetch), 4821 nucleotides long. Its product is annotated as LEAF RUST 10 DISEASE-RESISTANCE LOCUS RECEPTOR-LIKE PROTEIN KINASE-like 1.4. Gene Ontology annotation, biological process: protein phosphorylation. The coding region runs from base 962 to 4537 and encodes 1191 amino acids. The record is from RefSeq and is a predicted model, not a curated record. The transcript is spliced from 7 exons. Gene Ontology annotation, molecular function: ATP binding; polysaccharide binding; protein kinase activity. Lineage: Eukaryota; Viridiplantae; Streptophyta; Magnoliopsida; Fabales; Fabaceae.
AACUUUAAAAAUGAAAAAUAUAUAACAUCCAAUUUUUCUGUUAUUAUUACAAAUAAAAAAAUAAAAAAGCUGAAGUAGUAGUUUUGUAAAUCCACUUAAAUAGUGAAAUUAAAAUAGCUCAUUAUGGGUGCUAUUACAAUUUUGACAUGUGGUCAACUUAGGUGGUCUAAGCCAAAACUCGGGGUAUGGAUAAACAAAGAUAAUCAUCACUAUUUAUUUUAUUUUUUCAUUAACUUAAUGAGUAGAUUAGCAGUUAAAAAAUAAAAGCUAAUUUAAAAAUAAUUAAAUUUAUUGAUUUAUAGUCAGAAAAUGAUAUGUAAAAAAAAUAUCAGAUUAUUUUUUAAUAUUUUUAAUCUACAUUGAAAUCGUGCGAAACUGAAUUCAUAAACUUUUGGCAGAAUAACAUAGGUGUCCAAGCAAUUGCGUUAUUUUUGUUUUGUGUUAGCAUCAUGGGCUCAUGGCUCUUUUUUUAUGUGAUUAAUCUGAAAUUUUAGGUGUGGAGAAAUUUGGUGUCUAUGAAACAUUUUUUUUAUAUUAUUAUAGAGACUUAAGAUAUUUAAUGAAGUAAACACGUAUUCCACGCUUUUGAUCAAUUUCUGAAGAGACUAAUAUAUUAUAAACGUAGUCAACAAAUGGCCACUAUCCUUCUAGAAGCAUGGAAGUUUGACAUGAGACAAACAUGAAAUAUAGAAUAAUGGUCUGUGCUGAGGUAAUAAAAAUCUGCAUUUGCUGUUUCCUAGAAGUUGAAUGAACUCUUUUAAAUUUAAAUUUUCUACCUUUUGAAAUUGAACACACGACUUGGUUAUUGUUCAAUAUAUAUACUCAAUCUUUUCCAUCUAUCAACUAGUAGUUUGAUUAUUUCAUUCUUUAAUUUAUAUCCCUGUUUGCUCUGCUUCGUUUCAACCGAGCCUAAUUCAUUCUUCUACUUAUUUUCUGUCCAUCUUUUUCUUCCGCUGCAAGAAUGAAACCUUUGCUUCAUCCAUCUUCUUUUUGCUUUUUCUCUGCUGCACUUUUGAUAAUCUUCACUGUCAAUAUUCAAACAUGUCUGUGCGAGGAUGAUGAGUACACGAACUGUAACACGGCUUUUUCGUGCGAUGACAGUAUCAAAGACCUCAAGUAUCCGUUCUGGGGAGGAAACAGAGAGAGUUAUUGUGGUGCAGUUGUUGAUGAUCCUAAUACGAAGCUUACAUGCGAAGAUAACGUUUCAAAGAUCACAAUCAAUAACCUGAAAUAUCGCAUUCUUGAAUGGGACAAUACAACACAGAAACUCACUGUCGCUAGAGACGAUUAUUCAGGCGGUGAUGUUUGUGCUGGGAAUAACAAUUACCAGAACAGCACAUUUGAUAACGCUAAAUUUCAACGUUACAAGGAUGAUGUUGCUAACGUAACUCUCUUGUACGGUUGCAAUGUUGGAGCUAUAAAUUUACCGACUCUGUUGUAUGAUAUUGAGUGUAGCGAAAGUAAAUAUGUUUUCUACACCGUUGUUUAUUCUGCUUCAUUCUCUGCCUUCUGUGCUCCGACUCAUGCUGUCGUGAUUCCAAUUUUGGGAAGCCUGGCUAAGCAACUGGAAUCUGAAAAUGGACUACUGAGCAGUGUAUUAAAAAAAUCAUUACAAAGCGGUUUUGAGUUGAAAUGGAGCGGAAACUAUGGGGAAUGUGAGAAGUGUGUUACUUCAGGUGGAGCGUGUGGGAAUGGAGGCACUCAAUUCAGAUGUUUCUGCGAUGAUGGAAUUCAUGCAACUACAUGCCUUUCAUCGUUGCUCUCAUCCUCAAGUAUUUCUUCGUUUGAUUGUGCAAAUCUAAAAAACUUGACAUAUCCUUUCUGGAGAUCAAGUAGACCGCAGUACUGCGGCCACCCGAAUUUUGAGCUACAAUGCAAAGAAGAGUUUGCAACCAUUACCAUUAUGUCACAAAAUUAUAGAAUUCUUGAAGCCGUUGAUUCUGUUCAUAGACUCAAAAUUGUAAGAACUGAUUAUUGGAACAACGUUUGUCCAACCAUUCCUAAGAACACAACUUUAGGCCAAACUUUCUUCGAUUACAGUUCGGAUCCCCACAACGUGACACUCUACUACGAUUGUUCUUACACUCCAUUUCCUCUAUUAGAUAGUCUUUCUCCCCAAUUUAAUUGUAGUAUAAAUGGAACUCAAAUGGUUAACUAUUUUUUGUUGGAGAGUAAUCUUGUGAAUGAUGAGGGUUCCGUUUCUGAAUCAAUUGGAACAUGCAAAUCUAGAGUGAUUGUUCCAAUAUUGGAGUCAGAAGCUGAAAGGAUGGUGACGGAUUCAAGUAUGGAGAAUUUAAAGAGAGCUAUUGAUAAUGGUUUUGAAGUGGAAUGGAAUGCAAACAAUAGUUUGUGUCAUGAAUGUCAAAGCUCUAGUGGACACUGUGGCUAUGAUCCAAACUCAAAGGAUUUCACAUGCUUUUGUAAGGAUGGAUCCUUUCCACAUUCAUGUAGUAGAUCAGGUGAGUACCUUAUGUUGUCCUUGUCCCUCUCCUCUCCUAUCACCACCACCAUCGUCAUCAUCUUCUUCUUCAUCUUCUGUCUCCACCAUACAACGUCGUUACCCUCUCAUGCAUCACCCUCUAGCUGCAACAAUUCAACCUUCAACUGUGGCACCAUAACCAACCUUUCCUACCCUUUCACCGGAGGCGAUCGUCCUUCCUUCUGUGGGCCACCACAGUUUCACUUGAACUGCAAAAACAAUAUUCCAGAGUUGAACAUUUCUUCAUUGAGUUACCGAGUACUUCAAAUCAACUCAGUAACUCAUUCUCUCAUCUUAGCUAGAUUAGACCUUUGGAAUGAAACAUGCACCCAAAAUUAUAUUAACUCGACUUUUGAUGGAACUAGCUUUAGCUACGGUUCGGGAAACCGUAACCUUACUUUGUUUUAUGGGUGCAAACCCACUUCAGAAUUUACCAAAACGCCGCAGAAUUUGUUUUACUGUGAAAAUAAUGGGUAUAAGAACAAUUCAUAUUCUUUGAUUGGUCCAUUUCCUUCAGACCCGGUUCUUAAAUUUGUGGAUUGUGAUGAAAGUGUUGGCGUGCCAAUUCUUGUAGAGCAGGCUAAUAGGUUUAUAGGAAAUCGCUCUUUGCUUAGGGAGGUUUUGAUGAAAGGGUUUAAUGUGAGUUAUAGCAAUCCUUUUGACGAUGAUUGUUUCGAAUGUAUUGAUUCUGGUGGCCAACAUUGUGGAUUUGAUUCUGAUGAUAAUGAAUCCAUUUGUAUUUGUGGUAAUGAGUUGUGUCCUGCAGGUCAAAGCAUUAGUAAAGGCCCUGUAAUAGGCGGCGUAGUUGCAGGAGUUGCAGCCCUUGUUUGCAUUCUUGGCUUUGUAUGCUUAGUGGUGCGGAGAAGAAGGAAAAAUUAUGAAAAAUCUAGAAGCAGGGACCUCUUCGUGCCUCCUUCAAGCAGUGGCACUGGCACCGGCACCCUAACCUCCACUACUAAUUCGUCUCAGAGUAUUCCUUCUUACCCCUCUUCCAAAUUGGGCGCAAUGCCCAAGAGUUCCUACUUUGGUGUUCAGGUAUUUACCUAUGAGGAGCUUGAAGAAGCUACCAACAAUUUCGACGCUUCUAAAGAACUUGGAGAUGGAGGUUUUGGCACAGUUUACAAAGGUGAUCUCAAAGAUGGACGUGUCGUUGCAGUGAAACGCCAUUACGAAAGCAAUUUUAAACGUGUGACGCAGUUCAUGAAUGAAGUUGAGAUUCUAGCGAAGUUAAGGCAUAAGAACCUGGUUACACUCUAUGGAUGCUCCUCUAAACACAGCAGAGAGCUUCUCCUUGUUUAUGAAUACAUACCAAAUGGAACAGUAGCUGAUCAUAUUCACGGAAAGCAAUCAAGUUCGUAUUUGCUUCCUUGGUCUGUAAGAUUCAACAUUGCACUAGAAACAGCCGAAGCACUAGCCUAUCUCCAUGCAUCAGAUGUCGUACACCGCGACGUUAAAUCCAACAACAUUCUCCUAGACGAAAAAUUUCAUGUUAAGGUUGCUGAUUUCGGUCUGUCAAGGUGGCUUCCUAACGAUGUCACGCAUGUAUCAACAGCUCCACAAGGAACACCUGGUUAUGUUGACCCUGAGUAUUAUCAGUGUUACCAACUCAAUGACAAGAGCGAUGUUUAUAGCUUUGGUGUAGUCUUAGCCGAGCUUAUAUCGUCGUUACAAGCUGUGGAUAUUACCAGGCACCGCAGUGACGUGAACUUGGCGAAUAUGGCUGUCAACAAGAUUCAGGGCCAAGAAUUACAUGAGUUGGUUGAUCCAUUUCUUGGAUAUGAAAAAGACAGUGCUGUGAGGAGGAUGACAACAGCAGUCGGUGAAUUGGCAUUUAGAUGUUUGCAGCAGCAAAGAGACAUGAGACCUUCAAUGGACGAGGUUGUGGAGGUAUUAAGAGCAAUCAAGAGUGAUGAACUUGAAACACAGGAAUCAAAAGUAUUGGAUGUUGUUGUUAGAACAGAUGAACUUGUACUUCUGAAUAAGGGUCCUUAUCCGGCUUCACCAAAUUCUGUUGCUGACAAAUGGGUUAGCGGUUCUUCUACAUCUACUUCUUCAUAGGUUCUAAGAUUUUCCCUUUGUUUUGACAAGGGGGAUGCUAAGAUGAACAGGUUAAUUACACAUGAGCAUGGUUAGAGUUGUUGGUCGGAAUUCAGAUAUACUUUGGCAGGUGAAUUUUGUAUGAUACUGUAUUUGAUACAUAUCCACAUGCAUCAAGUGGUGAGUAUUUAGGACAUGUUAUGUUAUUCAUCAAUAUUGUACAGUUAUACACUUGUACUCAUUACUUAACAAUACAGAGCCUCUUGCUGAUGAUAAUAGUUGAAAUAGGUGUUAUUACUAUUUUA